Molecule: messenger RNA, 846 nt
Organism: Neurospora tetrasperma FGSC 2508
Lineage: Eukaryota; Fungi; Ascomycota; Sordariomycetes; Sordariales; Sordariaceae
Exons: 4
Coding region: 1-846 (281 amino acids)
Source: RefSeq, a predicted model, not a curated record
AUGGCCGACAUCAGUCGCAGCCAGGCCCUCCUGGGUAUUGAUGGUGAUCCUACCAAAGAACACAUGGCUUUCAAGACCACGUUUGGUGGCCACAAUGACGCUUAUCCUAUCGAACUCCUGAAGGACAGCUCUUACGUCUUCCCGCACGACACCAAAGUCGACACCCAUUCUCAUGACAUCAUCAAUCACGAUCUUCUUGAUGACGCCGAGCAUUUGACCGACGACACCCACGAUUUCGGCAUCGACAAGGAGAAGAUCGGUGCCUAUCGCCUUUUUACAGACGACCUCAUCGAUCCGAUUCUCCUCAACUGGGAGAAGCUGACCAAGACCGGUGCUUUCGCCAUUGGCCCUUUCCCCACUGCCAUUUCGACCACCGGCAACCUUCACAUCGUAAACCCCGACCCUGUGGCUGGUUUCAAUGCUCAUCUCAGUGCCAAACCCGACGGCACCCAUCCUCACAUUGCGAGCCACAAGAAGAACACUCCCAAAAAGAGAAGCAAGAAAGGCCGUAAAGGAAAGCGCCCUGGUUACUGCACCGAAUGCGAUGAGAAGCAGGUUCAGAUUGCCGAAUGGGCCGCCCAAGGCAUUCUGACGUGCACGGACUGCAUCCGCCGUCCUCAGCGUGCCCCGGGAAAGUUGUGCACUCACUGCUUCAAGGGCGGCAAAGACGACCCCAACGUCCUCAAUCCCAUUUUCGGGGCAUCCAACACGACGCGCGAUGACUCCAUCCAACCCGCCUCCACACAUCACAUCGCAAUCUCCACCGAUUCCAACCUACAGGUCGCUCCCGCCGCCGGGUCUAGUACCCUCGUCAAGUGUCGGGAGUGCAAAGUGGGCACCGCCUAG